This is a messenger RNA of Purpureocillium takamizusanense, 2451 nucleotides long. RefSeq lists its product as uncharacterized. NCBI's taxonomy places the organism in Eukaryota, Fungi, Ascomycota, Sordariomycetes, Hypocreales, Ophiocordycipitaceae. Bases 1 to 2451 code for a protein of 816 amino acids. The record is from RefSeq and is a predicted model, not a curated record. The transcript has 5 exons.
AUGUCGAUCAACGUUGUUCCCUCUACAUUUCAAGGAGCGUACUGGAUCCGCAACAGAUCCAAUGGCAGUGUCCUGGGAGUCGGUGCCCUUCCUGACGGCGCGACUACGCCAGUCGGCCAAGCCAAGCUUGGGGUUCAUCAAGUCUUGACUGAUCGGUCUCAAAUGUGGCUUCUCGAGCCGCUCUCGGAUGGCGUCAGCUUCUAUGUCAGAAAUGCUCAAACGGACGGGGUCUUGGAUGUCAGAGGUAGCGCCACGAGUGACGGUGCCUCAGUCAUCAUGUAUCCGCAGACGGUCAAUGCCAACCAGCACUGGACUUUUGAAUGGGUUGAAGAUGCGGACGGAGCCGCCUACUAUCGUGUGAAUAACAAUUCCAGCAAAAAGGCUUUGACUCUGACCACUGGUUCCGGCAAUGCUGGUGUGUCGUCAACUUGGAAUAAUGGACUGGAGCAGCGCUGGGCGUUUGUACCCGUCCACAUCCCAACGUUGUACCGCAUCUCCCAUGCGCAAACCGGGUGGUUUCUUGGGUAUGAUAAGAACAAUGGUUCGGCCCUCGCAUCCGAAAAGGUCCCCAUUACCGAUGCCUCGCGCUACCAGCUGUGGUUCGUCGAAUCGACCGACGAGGGUUACGUGAUCCGGAGCGUCGAGGAUGACAACAAAGUCCUCGACUUGUCCGGGAGCGAGACGGCCGACGGGACGCCUGUCAUUGCGUACAACUAUCACGGCAAGAAGAACCAACAAUGGAAAAUCGUCGACCUUGACGCAAGCAAUCCCAACGACGAUCGGGUCAAGAUCGUCAGCGCCGUGACGGACACUGUUAUUCAGGUAAUCGAGGGCGGCACGUCGGGAAAACUCCAAGCCCAGACAAAUCACGACAACUCUUCUCAGGCCUGGAGGCUCCAUCAACAACCCCUCCCAUCCGUGUACUGGACGACGCUGCAGAAUCUCAAGACUGGAAAAUUCCUCAAGCAGAGCGAAAGCACCGUCUCGCCCUCAUCCGGCAUGGAGAAUGCCCUCGAUUAUAGCGUGCAGUGGAGGUUCGUCCCCGACGGGACCAGGCCGCAUCACUUUUCAGUCGUCAACAGGGCCACGGGCAGGGUCCUCCUCGCGACAAAGGAGUCGCCAAUUGUCGUGGCGACCAGCGACAGAAAGGACGCGGGAGCCUUGUGGGCGGUUGAGGCGGCCGGAGACGGGAUUGCCAUUGUCAGCACGCAGACGGUCGGCGCCCUGGACCAUUACGGUGGUGGUGAUGCAAUUGAGGCGCAUCCAAACAAUGGGAUCACGGAUCCAUACCACCACUGGAUCAAUGUUCAGGUAGCAGAUAGGCUUCCAUCAUUUGCUCUCAUCAAUUCCCGGACAGGACACUGCCUAGCCUUCAAACCUGAUACCAAGCCGGGAAGCGUCGUCAUGUCCACGGACUCGUUGAUGCAAUGGGGAAGCCAAUGGUAUCUCGACAUAGUGCUCGGAGAGGACGACUCCGCCAUCUACGCAAUCAUUAAUAAAGCCUCCGGCACGGUCCUGGACCAUUGGGCAGGGGAGCGCAUUGAGGCACAGGACGAUGACACGAGCGACCCUCACCAUCAAUGGAGACUGAUCCCCUGUCCGUGCGGAGAGAAUUACUUCCAGCUGCAGAACGUGGGUACCGAUCGUUAUCUCGAGGAGAGGGUCGACAAAGUUGCCAACGCCACCGCGACUACUCCCAUGAACCCCGACAGCCCCGAACACAACGAUCAGGCACAGUGCUGGGAGCUCGUGUCUGCCCGCGUAGGGGGCUUCGACCUCAUUGAUAUCGACGACGAUGUGCUGCAGAGGAUCUUGAUGUACCUCCAGCCCGGGGAUGCAAAGGCUCUGAAACAUCGCAUCGUCAAGCGAGCCCCAGGAAAGGGGAAGAAGGGGAAGAACAAGAACGCUCACAUACCUCAAAACCCUAGACUGCUGCGGAACUUUCCUCGAACUGUUGGCCUAAUAUUCCAGCACCUCAUCAACGAUUGGGUCGAAGACAGACUGCCGACGACUGUGCAGGCUGGCAGGCGCGUGUCGACGACCCCGAACGAGGUCCAGUCCCGCUAUAACAUCGAUGUACCGCGUUCACUCCUCCGCGAAGGACAAGGAGCCGAUAGGGCAGGUUGGAUGCGCAUCGAUAUACAGGGCACAUAUACCACCACACCUGGUCACCGUGUCGCCAACAUCCAGGGCCAGUGGAACACGGAGUCGCUCUUCCACGUCAUCGUCCCUCUGGGCGUGCACGUUGGGGCAGAGACCAUUCGAGACGCGAUGCGCCGGAGCCUGGAAACAGGUGACAGCGUCAUAAUUGCUCGAGAGAAUUCGACGAGCCCUGCCGGGGGGUCGAGACCGGGUACAAUCCCGAGGCCGCCCCCCGGUCCGUCCGGUGGCAGUGGGAAUGGGUGGGCAUACCUUGGCGCUGCUAUCCUUGCUGCUGCUUCCCUGCUCUAA